AUGGCCAACACCUCAGCCGUCUUGCAACAUUUAGGUGUCUUGGACUCAGGGGUUGAUUUCGCGGCUGCAUUUGCAACAGCUCAGCACAAACUGAGCCAACAAAGACUCCCCAAAUUUCACUUCGACACUACAUACAACGACUUCACUAGCCAUGUCUCUUCGUUGACCGGUUUGCCUGCCUCAAGCUUUCCGCAACGCGAUGAAGCCAGAGAGGCUCUCAUACAAAUCCUCCAAACACUUCGCCAAAUCACACGUGGAGCCGGCACAGCAGGUGUUGAUGUUCUCACUGAAUGCGUGGGAAACCUCAUCAACGCCCUUCCCAACCCGGACCCUCUUGCACAACAGGUCUACACGUCCACCGUUCAAACACAAAGCACACCAGCUCUAAGCAACACCGUCGAUCAAGAACAGCCCGGACCGUCUCAGCCAUCCCUUCCACACUACUUCAGUAAUCCUCCACGCUCCGACACAGCAGACUCCAUAGCCGCUGACGAACCCUCAAACAAUCGUCGACCCUCCAGACCCUCGAUACAAGACAUCCCCCUUGGUCACAGGACUGGCAGAGUCGUCACCGAAGAUCGUGCCGCACUCCAACAGGGUCACAUUAUCGGCACCGACGCCUUGCGUAUGUUCGCAUCAGGGACACCCGUGCCAGUCACAUCGAGCAACGAUUACGGCAACGUCCACGCGAAAGGCGAUUCUCGAGUCCUGAUCGGCAACCAAUACGGUGGACCAGGAUUCUUCGACAGAUCGAACUCUGCACCAGUUGACCGGGAACAUGAACCUCAAGUGAAUUGGCUUAAGAGGCAGUUCACUGCAGGAAAGAAGGUUGUUCGAGGUCAUCGCCAGGUAUACACCACGAAUGGAUUACGGUAA
Lithohypha guttulata is the source of this 876-nucleotide messenger RNA. RefSeq lists its product as uncharacterized. The coding region runs from base 1 to 876 and encodes 291 amino acids. The transcript is spliced from 2 exons. The record is from RefSeq and is a predicted model, not a curated record. NCBI's taxonomy places the organism in Eukaryota, Fungi, Ascomycota, Eurotiomycetes, Chaetothyriales, Trichomeriaceae.